AUGGUGCAGACAUCGACUGUCGUGACGGCUUCGGUCGCUACCGUCAUUACUGGCGCUCUCGCCUACGCCGCCUACUUCGACUACAAGCGUCGAGCCGAGCCCGAGUUCCGCCGCAACCUCCGUCGCAACGAGCGCCAAAGGCUCGCGCCGAGAAGGAGGACGAGAAGGCAGAGCCAGCUCCAACGCCAAAAGACCCGCGAGGCCGUCGCCAACGCCAUCGAGGAGGGCUUCCCCGCGACCCCUCCGAGAGGGAAAUCCAACACGCUGUUUGAAGCCGCGCUCGCUUUCUACAAGGCCCUCAAGGUCUACCCUUCUCCCGGUGAUCUCAUCGGCAUCUAUGACCAGACCGUCUCCAAGCAAGUACUAGACAUCCUCGCCGAGCUCAUCGCCGCCGACCCCACCCUCAAGAUCGGCACCAACGCCGAAGGCGAGUCGGUACCCGUAAUGCCCCUACCGUCGGCCUCGACUAAAUCGUUGCGUGGCGACGCCGAGUUGCGUUCCUCCUCCCUCGCAACCGACCUACCAAGAAUCUCGAAGCGGUGA
Messenger RNA from Parascedosporium putredinis, 543 nucleotides. Lineage: Eukaryota; Fungi; Ascomycota; Sordariomycetes; Microascales; Microascaceae. The record is from the annotation of a GenBank genome assembly.